Rhodofomes roseus is the source of this 1058-nucleotide messenger RNA. RefSeq lists its product as uncharacterized. Bases 307 to 903 code for a protein of 198 amino acids. The record is from RefSeq and is a predicted model, not a curated record. NCBI's taxonomy places the organism in Eukaryota, Fungi, Basidiomycota, Agaricomycetes, Polyporales, Fomitopsidaceae. The transcript has 4 exons.
UGCGUUCGUUACCGGAAUGAUGGAUCCAGGCAGUCGUCCCUAACCGGUGCCUGGCUUUCAUACGUAUUCGAUCUGCCUCGUCCGUGAGUCAAGCCACUGAUAUUCCUCUUGCGUGUGCUCAUCAUCCCGUCCCCAUGCUGCAAAUUGCCUGAUUGGCCGUGUGUGGAUAAUGCAAGACACGCUGAGUGGUCGCUCGGAUUCGUUCAAAUAGUCCAGCUCUCUAGUGAACAUGCCGUCUCAGCGCAGCCCACCUGCCCAUCCCGUCACUGCCCUUGCCCGGCCUCUACUGCACGGAGUGUGCUCGCCAUGUCGUUGAUCACUCACCCUUGCGCAGUCUGCGGUCAUACAACGACAUUAUGGUGCAGUCGGUGUCAGAGUAUCUGGUACUGCUCGCCAGACCAUCUCCAGGGUGAUUGGCCGCGCCACAAAAGGGAAUGUGUCCCAGUCAGUGCCGCCGGCCAUCCCAGCACAAUUGCCACUCCGCCGCCAGUGCAGCAGCAAUUGGUCCAGGUCACCGCGAUUCUCUUUGCACCAGAAGAAGAUCGGUCACGGCUAAUCACGGUACAGUGCCGUCCUCAAGGCACUGCUUCUCAAGGAAUGUGCCCCAUGCCGCUUGCGCAAGAUUACUUCACCGAGAGCGUGCCAAACACCAUUAUCCUCACCCAAGGUCUUAACGGGGAACCGCUUCGGUUUCCGUUGCACAUAUGGUACUGUCCCAAGGCGCUCCAGCGUGGCUCACCCGUCAACCGCGCGAUUCACCGAAUCACAUCCGGAGCCGCUGCCAAAGCCUGGUGCGGUACGGUGAUCGUGCUCAAAUUCAACGGCUCGCGUAGGCAGGGCUACUCUGAUGCGAGCACGAACGAUCUACCCGCGCUUUCCGCGUACUUCCUGGCGUAUAAGUGAAAUUGUGGUUACACGUUGAUGCAGCCCACAUGAUGUCACCCAAAACAACUUCUACCACACGAUCCCGAACUCCGUUCUUCGGACAAUGACGCUUAAUUUUGGAUAGCCCACGUCCUGUUGUGACCCUGCUUUGUGUCGCUGUGUAGCAUGAGCCU